CCGCUCAAACAGUUGCAGGAUGUCGAUGGCAGACUUGCUCAACGCCGAGGACAUCAAGAAGGCAGUGGGAGCCUUUGCCGCUACCGACUCCUUCGACCACAAAAGGUUCUUCCAAAUGCUGGGCCUGAAGAAGAAGUCCCCGGAUGACGUGAGGAAGGUGUUCCACAUUCUGGACAAAGACAAGAGUGGCUUCAUUGAGGAGGAGGAGCUGGGGUUCAUCCUAAAGGGCUUCUCCUCAGAUGCCAGAGACCUGACUGCUAAAGAAACCAAGAUGCUGCUGGCUGCUGGAGACAAGGAUGGGGACGGCAAAAUUGGGGCCGAAGAAUUCUCCUCUCUGGUGGCUGAAUGCUAAGAGGCACUGACUGCCCUGGCCUUCCACGUUUCUGCCCCAAACAGCUGACCUCAGCCCCUCUUGCUGCCCUCCUGCGUUCUGUUCAGUUUAUGUUAUUUUUUACUCCUCCCAUCCCCUGCAGCCUUCAAAUAACACCAUUCUUCUGGAAAAUGCUGGAGAAAUAAUAAAGGCUGU
Messenger RNA from Loxodonta africana (African savanna elephant), 526 nucleotides. RefSeq names its product parvalbumin (gene PVALB). The record is from RefSeq and is a predicted model, not a curated record. Lineage: Eukaryota; Metazoa; Chordata; Mammalia; Proboscidea; Elephantidae. The transcript has 4 exons. Gene Ontology annotation, molecular function: calcium ion binding. The coding region runs from base 20 to 352 and encodes 110 amino acids. Gene Ontology annotation, cellular component: cytoplasm.